AUGUUCACGAAUAGUCAGAGACAAGAAGAAAGAACUGGAAAAUAUGGAACCCCAAGACUCCAAUACCUUCAGGUAUUCGUUCUUCCUUUUCUUGAUAGCUUUUGUGAGUUGGUGACCAAGUUUCAGAAUGCAAACGAUGAAGAAACAAAAGAGAGGAUAGUUGCUAACUUGGCAAACUUUGCUUAUGAUCCCUAUAACUAUACAUUCUUGCGCCAGCUCAAUGUUUUGGAACUCUUCCUGGAUUGCAUGACGGAACCAAAUGAGAAGCUUGUGGAAUUUGGGGUUGGAGGAAUAUGCAAUUCUUGUGUUGAUCCAGCAAAUGCUGCAAUCAUCACUCAGUCCGGUGGCAUACCCCUCAUUAUCCAAUGUUUAUCAAGCCCAGUUAGAAACACUGUUAAUUAUGCUCUUGGGUCUCUCUAUUAUCUUUGUAACUCAUCUACCAAGGAAGAGAUUCUGAAGCCUGAAGUUAUAGAUGUUAUCAAGAGGUAUGCUGCAGCAGAAACGGUAAAUGUAAGCUUCAGUAAUCUGGCUAGAGCUUUCUUAGACAAGCAUGUGUAUGAAAACAAGUGA
This is a messenger RNA of Dovyalis caffra, 570 nucleotides long. The record is from the annotation of a GenBank genome assembly. NCBI's taxonomy places the organism in Eukaryota, Viridiplantae, Streptophyta, Magnoliopsida, Malpighiales, Salicaceae.